AAGUCAAAUACUGUAGAACGUGAAGAGUUCGUUACAUUGAAAGUUGGCGAAGAAACAUUGGACAGUGGUGCACAUGCAGUCGACAGCCAUUUUUCUGAUGGAAAAGAUGAUUUGGAUCAAUAUCGUCCAAAAUUAAUAACGUAUAGCAGUAAAAAUGAUGACAUAAGUCGAGCUCAAAUGUUAGAAGGACCGGGUGGAUUGAAACUCGUGGUUUCCGUGGAAAAGGCGAAUGAGGAUUUGGACUCACCACCAUCACUGAGCAUGGAAGAGACAGCGCACUCACAAAAUGUUGGCAGCGAAGUCAGCAACUCUGAUCUCGAUGGGUUUUGGGACGACGACGAGAUGCUUCAGGAGAACGAAGAAAUGAGCGAUAGAGACUUAGGUGCUGGAACCUCAUUCAACCCGAUGACAACUCCUCAGGUUAUAGGAGCACUUGCUAAUGCCAACGAUGAUCCAUAUAAACCCAAAAUGGAAUGUCCAACUUGCGGCUUGAUUCUUUAUCGCCAUAAUUUUUCCACGCAUUAUCGAAUUCACACUGGAGAACUUCCGUUUGCUUGUGAAUUUUGCUCAAAGAGGUUCAGGACGAGUUCGUCGUUGAAGGUUCACGUUCGAGCACACACUGGUGAAAAGCCAUACAUCUGCCCGUCUUGUGGUUAUUCAACGAUAACAAAACGCAAUCUUGAUCGUCACAUUGAAAAUCACCAUGUGCGAACAGGAGGGUCCAAAGGUCCAGCGACAAGGAAAAGCAGGUAUCGGGAAAGUAUUGACAUGGAAUGGGUCGAGAACGUUGGAUCACAAAUGGUCUCUCAUUACGACAGGAAUUACAAUGAAAAUCCGGAAAAUGCGUCAGGGUGGCAUAAGAGCGCUGGUUCAAACACACCACAGGAAUCAUCGGCGUUAUGA
Messenger RNA from Ostertagia ostertagi, 903 nucleotides. The record is from the annotation of a GenBank genome assembly. NCBI's taxonomy places the organism in Eukaryota, Metazoa, Nematoda, Chromadorea, Rhabditida, Trichostrongylidae.